CCAAACGUCACCACUGGCCUGCUGAGAUGCGAGUCAUGCGAGCCUCCGUCGUGAUCUUCUCCAGCCUUCUGGCCGUGGCCUGCGCCGGUCACUUCGGUGGUGGAGGAGGCGGCGGCCAUUUCGGCGGCGGUGGAUUCGGCGGAGGCGGCUUUGGCGGCGGCGGCGGUGGUGGAUUCGGCGGCGGCGGUGACGACGGCGGAAGCGUGGGCGUCGCCUCGGUCUCGUACGUCAAGACCCCGGUGGUGAGCGUCAACUACGUCGCCAAGCCCGUGGUCAGCUACGUCGCCAAACCCGUGGCCACCGUCUCGCACGCGAUCAAGCCGGUGCUCACUUACACCACGGUGUCCCACGGCGGAGGUGGCUUCGGAGGAGGCGGCUUCGGAGGAGGUGGAUUCGGUGGUGGCGGAUACGGUGGUGGCGGCGGUCAUGGCGGCUGGUGGUGA
Molecule: messenger RNA, 443 nt
Organism: Ixodes scapularis (black-legged tick)
Lineage: Eukaryota; Metazoa; Arthropoda; Arachnida; Ixodida; Ixodidae
Product: keratin, type II cytoskeletal 2 epidermal
Exons: 2
Coding region: 27-443 (138 amino acids)
Source: RefSeq, a predicted model, not a curated record